Messenger RNA from Culicoides brevitarsis, 2699 nucleotides. RefSeq names its product tetratricopeptide repeat protein 7B (gene Ttc7). The record is from RefSeq and is a predicted model, not a curated record. Bases 143 to 2635 code for a protein of 830 amino acids. NCBI's taxonomy places the organism in Eukaryota, Metazoa, Arthropoda, Insecta, Diptera, Ceratopogonidae. Gene Ontology annotation, cellular component: plasma membrane. Gene Ontology annotation, molecular function: protein binding. The transcript has 8 exons. Gene Ontology annotation, biological process: protein localization to plasma membrane; phosphatidylinositol phosphate biosynthetic process.
CAAAAAAUUGCAAAAUUCACCCACAGCAACUACUACGGGAUUAUUGUGCGUGUUUUUGUUGUGUGUCCCCUUUAAUUAUCUGUGUGCAAAAAAGAAAAACAUCAAUUUAAUCUUUGAAAAGUUGGAAAAUUAGACGAAAAAAAUGACGAAUCGCAAUCGGACAACGGGCAAAAUCGAGACGACAAUUGAGAUAUUUCGCACAGAGGGCAAAUGGCUGAAGGUGAUUGAGUUGGCGGAGGAACUGAAAGCUGGCUCGCCAAACAAUUCAUGUUUGGGAAACUUUUUGAUUGGCGAAGGACGAUUGGAGAAUUAUUUGGAGGAGAAUCCACCGACGGAGGAAAAUUUUGGGAAAGCGCAGGCGGGGCUGCAAGAGGCAAAACAGGCCUUGUUGUCUGUGACGGGUGAUGAGGGACGAAAAGCUGGCAUAGCACUGGAUUCGCAUUUGUUGCUGGCUAAGCUGCUAUAUUGUUGUGGGCAGUAUGACGAGAGUUUGGACCAUUUUGUCAAGGCUGAGUUGAAUACUUUGGCGGAAAAGCCGUUAUCGUCUCGAAGUUUGAGGAUAUUAGCUGAAUCGUAUGCCAUCAAAGGGUUGUGUUUGGAAAGCAAGGCGUCAAAAGCGUCAUCAAAGUUCAAAAUAGCCGAGCAAGAGAACGAAAUGAUUUCUUGCUUCGAAAAAGCCUCCGACCUGGGUCUGCUCUAUCUGCAAGGACAGGACUCCAAUGCCCAAAUUUCCAGUACUGGCACCCUCACGACAAACAGUUCACAAUCAUCGGAGCCACGUCGCAUGGGAACAAUUCUCGAGACGAUUCUCCAACGAGCGCCCAUCAUUCUCAUCAAAUCAGGCAAACUGAUGGAAGCGAUAAAUCGUUACCGCACCUUGUUAACGGCCUGCGAAACACGAGCGACACAAUCACUGCGACUCAUCUUGACGCGCCAACUCGCCGAAGUGCUUUUGCGCGGCGUAUCCGGACAACUUUACGUACCACCGACAGGUCUAUCGCCAUCGAAAAAUUCCACGCUCAAACGGUUGUGGGAGCCAAAACGCUAUACGCAACGACAACACUUCAUUCCGCGCAACCUCGAAGAAGAGACAAUCCUCUUGCUGCUAAUUGCCGAGUCGCUGGCCGUCAAAGAUGCCGUUCUCACGCAAAGUCCGGAGGUGCAAAAGGAACGGGCGCAUUCGCAACGACAAGCCGACGCGGUAUACGAUUUGAUGUGUUUGGCGGUUGCGCGAUGGGGCGAGAUCCAAUUUCUGUGUGAGUCCUUCGAGAAAGCCUUAAAGUUCUCGUUUCGCGAGCAACAUGUGUGGAAGCAAUAUUGUCUGAGUCUCACGGCGCUCGGACGACACGGGCAUGCGUUGCGGGCGCUGCACGAAACCAUUCCGCUCGAUCGUGACAAUAGUUUUCUGUAUUUGAUGGCGGCGCGUUUGUGUUUCGAGCAUCUGGACAAAGUGGAGGAAGGUCUGGAUUACGCCAACAAAGCUCUCAUGAAGGAGCAAAAGGGUCGGAGACCGUCGCGCGCUCAACUUUACGUCGGAAUCGGCCUUAUUCAGAUUGCAGCGUCGUCCCAUCUCAAAAGCGAUCGUGAUCGGUACAACAAAUUGGCGCACGAAGCCCUGGAAAAAGCUGUGCAAGCCGACUCGAAUGACCAUUUGGCGGAAUUUUAUCAGGCUUACUACCAUGCACGCAAUUAUAACAUUCCCGAAGCCCUCAAUCACAUCCGGUUGGCGUUAUCGAUGCGUGCCGAACACGAACACAGUCUCCAUUUGUUCGCACUUUUGCUGACGGCAAACAAGAAACCGCGCGAAGCAUUGGCCGUUGUCGAAGAUGCGCUCGACGAGUUCCCGGAAAACCUUCAUUUGCUGCAUUUGCGAGCGCAUCUCGAACUUUAUUUGCAAGACGUGGAAACGGCGCUGGAAACUAUGCAGAAAAUGUUUGCGGUGUGGCGCCAAUUGUACGAGUCGCAGGUGUCGGGAAGCAGUGAGCACGAUACGAACGAAAGACAUUCGGAGACAAAAAGUGCCGUUUAUCAGAUGCAUACUUCGCAAAUGUCCGACAAAGAUUCAAAUUCCGUGCAUGCUGCUUCUCUUGUGGCAUCAAGAAUUGAACAUGCGUUAUCCGAAGCUGCCAGUUCUCUAAGUUCCUUUAGUCCGAGACCCGGACCACAAAAACCGUGGAUGAUUCAAUUGAAGAUUUGGCUCCUACUUGCCGACGUCUAUUUAGCAAUUGAACAACCACGCGAAGCAAUGAAUUGUCUAACGGAAGCCAAUCUCAUCUAUCCAAUGUCUCACCAAUUAAUGUACAUGAAAGGACAAGUCCACGUCUAUCUCUCUGAAUGGUCUGACGCCAAGCAAUGUUUCUUGAAUGCCGUUUCCGCAAAUCCAUAUCACACCGAAGCUCUGUGCGCAUUGGGAGAAACCCACUUAGCGUUAGGCGAACCACGUUUAGCGGAGAAAACGUUAAAAGAUGCAGCUAAAAUCGAUCCUAAUUGUCCGAAAAUUUGGCACGUUCUCGGUCAAGUAAUGGAAAAUUUGGGAGACUACACUGCCGCUGCCGAUUGUUUGGCCACCGCUUUGACCCUAGAACCAACUUGCCCGACACUUCCAUUCACCUCAAUCUCGUUGACGUUCGAAUAAAUCACAAAAAACAAUCGAUUUUAGUUCUUUAGAAGUAUUAUUUUGUUUCGUCCAGCAAUUUUAA